AUGGCAUUCAGCCAAGGGCUGCUGCGGCGGCUGCCCUUCUCCGAAUCGACGACGCCGUUGCAGGCGCUGACCUAUCUGCUGGGCAUCUCGCUCUUCAGCAUCUCGUUCCUCGUCUUCCUGAACAGUAGCGUCUCGUUCGUGAUCACCGACCUCAUUGGCAUCAAGGAUGGCGUGGGCGACAUUGUGGGCACCCUCGGCUUCGUCGACGAGGUCGUCGCCCUUGUGGCCUGCCCGAUCUGGGGCCUCGUCUCCGACCGCAGCGGCGUGCGCUUUGUCGCCGUGACUGGCUAUGCCAUCAUUGGCCUGUCGCUGUUCCUCUUUGUCCAGGCCCGCAAUGUCUAUCCGCAGCUGCUGCUCGCCCGGAUCUUCUUUGCCGUCGGCGCGACGGCUGCCGCGACCAUGGUGACUGCCAUUCUCCCGUCACUGACCGAUGAAACCGGCCCGGCAGCGGAGAAUGGGCGGAAGCCACCGGCACCGAGUGGUGGGAGACAAAGCGUGACGCUCUCUGUCGACUCUGAGGCGACCAUCACCCCGGAGCGCUUCCGAAGCACCACGGAGGGUGCGUCGUCUCCGGUCGGGGACGGACCCUCCCGGAACCCAGCCAACAACGGCAAGCCGUCUGCACUGGCCGGCUACGUCGGCCUCUUCACCGGCUGCGGCGCCCUGGUCGCGCUAGCCUUGUUUCUCCCCCUGCCUGCCCGCUUCGGCCGCAUCGAAGGCGUGACGCUCGGUGACGCCGUGAAGUACAGCUUCUACGUUGUUGGCUCCGUCUCCUUUCUCGUCGCCAUCUUCGUCUUCCUCGGACUGCGCGGCCUCAGGGGCGAGGAGGGCAAGGGAUGGCGGAUGCUGCUCGGCCUCCACUCAUCAACGCCCUCCUCCGGCGCAGCGUCCCAGCCCUCACCAGCCGCACAUCGAAUCCUCCCCUACUGGCACCUCCUCCGCGCGUCGAUCCGCCUCGGCCUCACCGACGCCGACAUCGCCCUGGGCUACCUGGGCGGCUUCGUCGCGCGCGCCUCCACCGUCGCCAUCUCGCUGUUCCUCCCGCUGUCCGUCAACGCCUUCUUCAUCCGCAACGGCUUCUGCCGGGGCCAGCCCACCGACCCGUCCCCGGACCUCAAGCGCGAGUGCCGCCAGGCCUACGUGCUCGCCUCCGUCCUCACUGGCGUCGCGCAGCUGUCGGGCCUCCUCUGCGCGCCGCUGUUUGGCUACCUCUCCGCCCAUGCCGCCCACAGGAUCAUCAACUGGCCCAUCGUGGCGACCACGACGAUCGGCCUGGCCGGCUACCUCGCCUUCCCGCGGCUGCCGAGCCCGGAGUUCCGCGACGAGCAGGGGCGCGGCGGCGGGCCGGCCGUGCUCGUGCUCGCCGCCCUGAUGGGCGUCAGCCAGAUCGGCGCCAUCGUGUGCAGCCUGGGCGCGCUGGGCCGCGGCGUGCUGAAGGUCGAUGCGGCGGGCGGCGGCGGCCGGUCCGCGCGGGUUGCCGAGGACCAGGAGACGCUGAUCGAGGAGCGCGCGGACGGGGAUGGGGACGGGGUGGUUGGGGGCGAGACGGCGCCGUUGCUGGGGGUCGCCGCGGCGGCGGCGGCGGCGGCGGUGCCCGAGGAUGCGGUCUCGCGCGUCCGGCUGAAGGGGUCUGUUGCCGGCGUGUACUCGUGGUGCGGCGGCGCGGCGAUAUUGCUACUGACCAAGCUCGGCGGGUACUUGUUUGACUCGUGGUCGGCGGGGGCGCCGUUUUACAUGAUGGCUGCUUUCAAUGCCGUGUUGUUGUUCGCAAGCCUCGGUAUUGACCUUGGGCAUUCGCUGAAGAGGCGGCGAGAGAGCUUGGUUUACUGA
This is a messenger RNA of Thermothielavioides terrestris NRRL 8126, 1830 nucleotides long. RefSeq lists its product as uncharacterized. The record is from RefSeq and is a predicted model, not a curated record. Bases 1 to 1830 code for a protein of 609 amino acids. Lineage: Eukaryota; Fungi; Ascomycota; Sordariomycetes; Sordariales; Chaetomiaceae. The transcript has 2 exons.